AUGAACGAGUUUUAAACCUUUUUCGUUGGUUUGGGAGAUAUAUAAAAUACUCCUAUAUCAGAUGAAUAUAGAAAAUAAUUUAAGAUAAGGGGAGACUUCAUCUAUCCAUCUAAUAAAAAGUUUGAUUAAAUUUGUAAGAGGUUUUGUAUCUAUAUAAAUUCAUUUAUAGUUUUUUAGAAGAUGAAAAAUUAAGAUGUAAAAGAAAAUGGGACAACUCUUUUAAAUUAUUUAUGAUUUGGUUUCUAGUCAAAUACUUCGAGAAAUAAAAUCUUAUUAUUAUUCUUCCGGUAUAAUAACAAAAAUAUAUAUAAUAGGUUGAGAAUGAUUGGGUUAAUUUUGAAAAUAUCCUUAAAAUUGACAGACAUUCAUUAAAGUAGCGAUGGAUAACUCUCAUUAAUCCAUAGAUGAAAUCUAUUAAUUGGCUUUAAGAGGAGGAUGAUUUCAUUAAAACUCAAAUGAAGUAGAAUAAUAAAUAUAAAUGUAGCUAAAAGCAUAAACAUAUUUGGACUUAGAUAGCAGUCUCAUUAUAUGAAAGAAAUCUUUAAGGUAAUAUUCGUACACCUAAAUAAAUAAGAGAAAGAUGGAUGAACUAUCUUAAUCCUGAAUUGAAUAAGUAAUAUUUUCAUUUUAUUCUCUAAGAGAUCAAUGGAUGAUUAAAGAGGAUUUAAUUAUCCUUAAUAAUGUUGUAAAAAAUGGAAAGAAAUGGUCCUAAAUUUCAUAAUAAUUAAAUGGAAGAACAGAAAAUUAAGUAAAAAAUCGGUAUUUCAUAUUCUUAUAUCAAGUUAUAAAUCUUUAAUUCAUAAAAUCUGUAAAGAUGAUGAAUGUGAUGAAAUUGAUAUGGUUAAACAAUAUAUAAGAAAAAAGUAAUAAAUAUAAUGAUUUAAUUAUAGUUAAGUUCAUGUGGAUUCCAAUAAAUAAGGAAUAAUAGGAAAAAGAGGUAGACAUAAAAAAGGAAUGAGAAAUAAAGACUAAAAUGUUGAAUAGAGAAAAUAAAGAAAUCUUCCAAAGAUUAUAAAACAAGAAGAAUAAAUAUCACAUUAAUCAUUAAAUUAACCAGCUUAACCAAUUAUUUAAUAAACAUAAUAAUAAUCAUAUUAAUAUUAAUAAUAUUAAUAAUAAUAUUAAUAAUAUUAAUAAUAGUAAAAUUAAUAAAUAUAAUUGUAAAAAUUACAAUAGUAAAUGAAUUUUAAUAAUGAAGAGAUGAAGAUAGCGUUAAAUUUACAAACUAAUUUUCUUUAAGAAGAUAUAAAAAAUACAACAUCUAUGAUGAUGAUCUAAUGUUUAACAUCUCCUGGGUAUCAAUUUCUAGACAAUCAAUUCUUAAAACAAUUAUCUCCAGGGAUAAUUGAAGAAGGAGAAUGCAAUUAGAAUUCUUCUUUACAAUUACCAAAAUUUAAUAAUAUGUAUAAAAUGAAUUCCACAUCACCUUUUUUAUUGCCUUCCAUGUUAUAAUCUCCUUUUUGGAAUAACGAAUAAUAUAUGUAAUAACAUGAAGAAUAGAUGAUACCCCCUCCGCAGACAUAGACAUUUGCAUCAUAAAUAUCUACUACUCCUUUUUUGAAUUUAGGUUAUCUAAGAUAACCUUAAUUAAAUGGUAUUUCUAACAAGAAAGAACUAGACUUAUUACAAGAAAAUCCCAUUUAAUAAUUUAAUAAAAGAAGAAAUUUUAAUUAAUAGUGA
Messenger RNA from Paramecium pentaurelia, 1680 nucleotides. The record is from the annotation of a GenBank genome assembly. NCBI's taxonomy places the organism in Eukaryota, Ciliophora, Oligohymenophorea, Peniculida, Parameciidae.